UAUAAUACAUAUUUAGGUGGCCAUGAUUCAAGCUGGACGUUGAUAAAAUACAGGCGUAUUUGUUUCAAUGCGCAGGUAUAUCCAUGAUGCGAUUGGCACUGACACAAAAUGGCCGACAAGUGAUGACGCCCGUCCCAAUUUGUGUACAGUGCGCAUUACACAUCUAGCGUUAUAAGUAUAUAUAUUUGUUAUGUGCUCGCCACUGCCACGAAAAUAAUUGACGACAGAACAGCUUUACCAUGGCAAGUGAUGGUGUAGAAAAGACGAGUGAGGAUCCUUUGCAACCUGGGAAAGUCGGUACCAGAUAUGACCUGGAGAAGGAGACAGAACUUCGGUUUGAGGUAGAGGCUGGGGAGACUGCAGAGCAGGUUGAAUUGGAGCUCCUCACGGGAAUGGCAGAAGUGUUUGGCUCAGAACUGAACAGGAACAAGAAGUACACUUUUGGACCAGGUGCCAAAAUCGCAGUAUUCACCUGGCAUGGCUGCAGUGUGAACCUUUACGGGAAGCCCGAGGUGGCUUACGUGUCCAAAGACACUCCCAUGCUUCUUUACCUGAACACACAUGCGGCACUGGAGCAGAUGAGAAAACAGGCAGAGCGGGACAAUGAGCGAGGACCAAGGGUGAUGGUGGUGGGUCCUACGGACGUGGGCAAGUCGACAGUGUGUCGGCUGUUACUGAGCUACGCCGUGCGAGUGGGCAGGAGGCCCACGCUGGUGGAACUGGAUGUCGGCCAGAGUGGGGUGUCAGUACCGGGGACCGUUUCAGCACUUUGCAUUGAGCGUCCAGCUGAUGUGGAGGAGGGCUUCUCGGUACAGGCUCCACUCGUUUAUCACUUUGGCUCAACUUCUCCAGGGACCAACAUCAAACUUUACAAUAAGCUGACAUCCUGCCUGGCUGAGGUGUUCUCCCAGCGCUGUGAGGUGAACAGGAAAGCCAGUGUUGGUGGCUGUAUCAUCAACACAUGUGGCUGGGUGAAGGGCUCUGGUUAUCAAGCUCUAGUCCACUGUGCCUCCGCCUUUGAGGUGGACGUGGUGCUCGUACUGGACCACGAGCGGCUGUACAACGAACUUAAACGAGAUCUCCCUCACUUUGUCCGUGUUGUUCUCCUACCAAAGUCGGGGGGAGUGGUGGAGCGCUCCAAGGAGUGCCGACGCGAGGUUCGGGAUGAGAAAAUCCGCGAAUACUUCUACGGCUUUCGCGGCGUGUCCUUCUACCCUUUUUCAUUCGAAGUGCGUUUCUCUGAUGUGCGCAUCUAUAAAAUCGGGGCACCUUCCAUCCCAGACUCGUGUCUGCCACUGGGAAUGUCUCAAGAUGAUACCCAACUCAAGCUGGUUCCUGUGACACCUGGUAGAGAUCUCACCUAUCACGUGCUGAGUGUCAGCAGUGCAGAGGAUGGAGACGAAGGGACAAGAAAGGGUAUUGUGGAGAGUCCGGUGUGUGGCUUUAUUGUUGUGACCCAUGUGGACACGCAAUUGCAGGUGAUGAAAGUGUUGUCCCCUUCACCUCGACCACUGCCCAGACACACGCUGCUCAUCAUGGAUAUACGUUUCAUGGACACCAAAUGAGGUGGAGCUAACUUGUCACCAAAUGAUGAAACAGUUAAUAACAAUCUGUUGUAAUUUAAUUUGUAUUUUAUUAACCAGGUUGUAUCUUACCAAUUUUGAUAAGGGAUAUUUUUAUGCAUAUCUGACAUAAUCUUGUGGAAGGGUUUUCAAAAUUUUUUCGAAGUGUAUCUAGUGACUUCCUUCUAGUAUUUGCCCUCCCAAUUAAACACCGGGCGAUUGAAGAAGUUGGUUCUAGAUUAAUGAUGAUGGGAGUAAUUUCUUCCCUCACAUUAACUUUAAAACACUUUGGGUUGAACUAAAACAAGUUUGUUCCAAAUAAAGUUGAUGUAAUGUACAUUAAAACCAUA
Messenger RNA from Corythoichthys intestinalis (scribbled pipefish), 1912 nucleotides. It is a transcript of the gene clp1, whose product is annotated as cleavage factor polyribonucleotide kinase subunit 1. Gene Ontology annotation, cellular component: mRNA cleavage factor complex; nucleus. Gene Ontology annotation, molecular function: polynucleotide 5'-hydroxyl-kinase activity. NCBI's taxonomy places the organism in Eukaryota, Metazoa, Chordata, Actinopteri, Syngnathiformes, Syngnathidae. The record is from RefSeq and is a predicted model, not a curated record. Bases 240 to 1565 code for a protein of 441 amino acids. Gene Ontology annotation, biological process: tRNA splicing, via endonucleolytic cleavage and ligation. The transcript has 6 exons.